CAUGUGGGCGCUACUGUAUGUACGAACGAAGCAGCAUGAGCGUAGAGAACGUUUCGAGUAGAUUGGGUGUGUUUACACGGUUCUUCAUGUGACUAGUGUGGUGUGGAAUGUAAAGGACUUUCGCUUCAAUUUGAAACACUUCAAUCAUUUUUAUGUUUCGACGAUCCGGUGGACAAUAAUGAUACGAAUGUCACAAAGCAGCUAACAAUUCUUUGAAAACAUGGAAUACACCAAUUCAAAAAUCUAUGUGACGACGGUAAUUGUGUGGCUCUGUUGUUCGGGCGUUGUCGGUCAAUAUGAAUGGCAAGUCAGAGAUGCGUUUGACGAAAUUCGCUUCAAAAUGGACAAAAUCAACAAAGAUAAUUGUCCUAUUCAGCAUCUCGAAGAUCUUUACUUGCCAGAGGAUUCGGUCUCUCAUUUACCCGAUAUCAAAGAUAUUAACAUUAAUCCUGUGUUCCCGAAUAGAACUGCUCUAUUGCAUCUUCAAAACAUGGCACUCAGUAGAUCCUUCUUUUGGAGUUACAUUUUACAAUCACGAUUCAUACGUCCAGCAAUCAACGAUACAUACGAUCCGGGCAUGAUGUAUUAUUUCUUGUCGACAGUCGCCGAUGUUUCCGCAAAUCCACACAUAAAUGCUUCUGCCAUUUAUUUCUCCCCAAAUAUGUCUUAUUCCUCAUCCUACAGAGGUUUCUUCAAUAAAACUAUGCCCAGAUUUGCACCAAGAACAUUCAGAGCUGAUGAUUUCAAUGACCCAAUACAUUUAGAGAGAAUAUCUACAAGAAAUACUUUUACUGUACAAGAUCUUGGUGCUUUUUCAAGGAGCAGUUUAAGUCAAGAUUACACAACUGACUAUUAUCGUAUAAACGAAUGGUAUAAGAAAUGGUUACCAGAUAACGUUGACAAGAGACACGAUACCAAAACUACAUAUCAAGUUGAAAUCCGCUAUGCUAACAGCACCAAUGAAACAUUUACAUUUCAUGGUCCACGAGGUGCAGACGAAUAUCCUGGACCUGUAAGAUGGACUAGACCAUAUUUUGAUUGUGGUAGAUCCAAUCGCUGGUUGGUGGCCGCGAUCGUACCUGUUGUAGACAUCUAUCCAAGGCACACAGGAUUUAGACACAUAGAAUACCCAACAUAUACUGCCAUAUCCGUGAUAGAGAUGGAUUUUGAAAGAAUAGAUAUAAAUCAAUGCCCUAAAGGAAAUGGAAACAGUGGACCGAACAGAUUUAGAAACACAGCAAGAUGUAAAACGGAAACUACUGAGUGCGAACCAUUACACGGUUGGGGUCUUCGACGCGGCGGAUAUCAGUGCAGAUGUAAGCCAGGUUUUAGGCUACCAACUGUUGUACGACGUCCAUAUCUUGGAGAGAUUGUAGAGAGAGCGACUCAGGAACAAUACUACAACGGAUUCGAUUGUACUAAAAUAGGGUGGAUUCAUAAAAUGCCGGUGCAAUGGGAGAAGGCAAAACCAUAUAUUCGAGAAAGAUACCUUGAACAAUUUUACCACUAUAGAAAUUACUCUUCCGGGCCAGAAGCUAUGAGAUCCGAGAAAAUGAAUAUCGAUCAAACUCUCAAGUUUAUCUUGAGCGUAAAUUCACGAACUUGCAAAAGUUAUACGCAGGAAGAGUUAACAUUGCGCGGAGAUACGAGUUUCGGCGUUAAAGAAUUCUUUGAAAAUGAAGCAAAAAUGGCAACUAGAUUAGCCAAUUUUAUCAGCGCAUUUCUACAAAUAUCUGAUCCAAAUGAAGUUUAUUCUGGUAAGAGGGUAGCCGACAGACCUCUGACAGAAGACCAAAUGAUUGGAGAGACUCUAGCUCUGGUUCUAGGGGAUACCAAAAUCUGGUCUGCUGGAACAUUUUGGGAUCGUAACAAAUUUACAAAUAGAACACUCUUUGCACCAUACGCUUAUAAAACUCAACUAAACACACGAAAAUUCAAAGUCGAAGAUUUAGCUAGGUUGAACGAUACAGAUGAAGUUUAUACGAGAAAAAGUUAUUUUCAAGUACUAAAACAAAGAUGGGCAACAAAUUUUGACGAGUUGGAAAAAUAUCAUAUAAAACUCAAAAUUAGGUACAACGAAACCGGGGAGUAUCUAAAAAAAUUCGAACAUUAUCCACAUUUUUAUAGGGCAGCAAACUUGAACCACGGCCAUUGGACUACUCCGUAUUUCGACUGUAACGGCAAAGUGAAGAAAUGGGUAAUUACCUAUGCAUCCCCGUUUUUCGGUUGGGAUAGUUUGAAAGGGAAACUGGAAUUCAAAGGCGUCGUAGCUGUUACCAUGGACCUGCUUCAGCUCGACAUUAAUCAAUGCGACGAUGUGUUCUAUGCGCCAAAUGCAUUCAAAAGUACCCACAAAUGCGAUAAGAAAACCUCAUAUUGUGUGCCCAUCCUUGGUAGAGGUUUUGAAACUGGUGGCUAUAAAUGCGAAUGCAAGCAAGGUUUCGAAUAUCCGUUCGAAGAUUUAAUUACGUAUUACGAUGGUCAGUUAGUAGAAGCUGAGUUUAAUAAUCUAAUCAACGAUGUAGAAACCAGGUAUGACAUGUUCAAGUGCCGGUUAGCUGGAGCUUCAUCCAUCCAAAUGAACUGGAUGUUAAUCGUAUCGAUCAUAACGUAUUAUCUAUUCAGGCGUUAAUGAUGUAAAAUACAUUUUAGUAGUUGCAUCUUUCUAACACGAUUCCGUCCAUCGAGAUAAGAUUUUUAAUUCGAUGCAUUUACGAUUCUCUAGAAUCGCUAUAUAAUCAAUUUACCAUUUUAGAUCAAUUUACACAUGUAGAUCUACUGAUUGUAAGAUUAAUUGAAUUUUUAAGGAUUCUAGUUAAUGUAUAUUAUAUAUAUAAUAUAUGUUAUAUAUAUAAUAUUAAUCCGUCCAAACUAGGUUCAAAUGUCUCGUUUCUUUUUUACCAGAAUGCGUUAGAAUGCGAAAAAACGAACUUUUAAACGAAUGAUAUUGUUAUUAAGACCAAUGUCUUAACAUUGCAACUAACAUUGUAAGUUAUUAUACACUGUAAGUUACUACUGUAAGCACAUUUUAUACCUCUUAUAUAUAUUUGGUAAUAUAUAACUCAUAUAAUCUUGUA
This is a messenger RNA of Megalopta genalis, 3077 nucleotides long. RefSeq lists its product as uncharacterized. The record is from RefSeq and is a predicted model, not a curated record. NCBI's taxonomy places the organism in Eukaryota, Metazoa, Arthropoda, Insecta, Hymenoptera, Halictidae.